AGUCUAUAUGUAGAGAAGAAAGACAGAUAUAAGGGUUCAGUACUGAAUAUUAACCUGUCGAGGUAUUUUAACAACUUACAAUAAAUAAAAUAUCAUCCUCCCCAGAAAGACAUUAUAACAUUCGAAGAUGUAAAAUUGUCCGACUACUAACCAACCGCGUUUGUGACUCGCCGUAACUUACAAUCAUUGUCCUAUAAUUGCUUUGUUUCGAGUUCGGAUACAGGGUCUGUAACUAUAUUUACCACAUCACUUAAAUUACCCCCACUAAAUAUAUAUAAACAGACACAAUGUAUGUAUGUAUGCAUUAUUUACUCCAGCUUAGAUAUUUCAAUCUCUAUAUUACUAUUGUUGACGAAAAGAAAUCUAACGGGGUAAUGAGAUCUUUGGUAAGGAGCCCUUGGUUUCCGUCCUUUUACUGCGAUCUGAUGCCGCGCUCAGGGCGCAGUAAGUACUCGGUUAUUCCAAAACACAAAUUACUCCAUCGAGAUGUUCAAAAAUGCCUAAUUAUUGCAAAAGAAACAUUCCACUAUUUUAUGGUCGAUAAAACCUUAACAGCGUGCAAUUAUGGAAAAUCGAACUUGGGAUUUGGGGAGUAUUAGCAAAUUUCAAUCGCGUGCAAUUAAAAUAACAUUGUGAUGGAAGGGAGCCCAUAUGCAGACACAUCAAGUAUAAAUCCGAGCUCCUGUAUGUUUGCAGAUCGGUUGGACAUUUGAACAAUCCCCGUGAACGUUUUGUUCAACACUUUUCUCUUGAAGUACUGUAGUGUUUAUACACCAAAUGCACAUGUAGAUACAUGCACGCUUUAAUGAAGAGUGUUGAUGCAAUAACAAUCACUCCCACGCACAAUUACUGUGAAAUCCUUCAAAGCUAAGAUAUGGCGUUGUGCUCUUCUGUUGGGAUUUUCUUUACAAGAAUAUCAAAAUUAAAUCUAUAAAUCAUCUCCCUGAAUACACACUCUUAAAGCUAUGUUCUUUCCUUUCUGUUAAGCAGGGGUAAUUUACUGAAAGCAGAAAUCAGGGGACUGUUGCUGUUUCUUAUCCCACUAGCUGCAGACGCUGUUGUUCUUUACCGCAUUUAAAAUAGUCAGAGAAACACUAUUCCAGAGACUGAUUUCAGAUGUUUCCCUAGUCUACACAAGCUAACAAAAAGGGACAUUAUGCCUGUACAAUGAAAAAGCCCAAAUGGAGAACUGAAUGAAAAAAAAUCUAUUCUUACAACUGUUAUUUACCUAUCUAAAUUACAAUGUUCAUCUACAUAUAAAACACAUUUACUGAAAUAAUAAUUUGUUAUUCUGUUUCUUAUUUUCUCAUCUGUCUUCUAAUCACUGUUGAUCGAGCUAUUGUUGAAUACGUGACGCAGAGCCAUUUUUCCAUGUGUUAGACUAUAUGAAAUAUGCAUGCAUAACUAUAUCCUGUAACCUAAUACGGUUCUCAUUGGGCCACUAAUAUUCUAUUAGAACCACCUCUGUUAUAGUUCAGAACUGAUUUGGUUGUUUGUAACUUUGCUAGCACAGUCGUCGGAUCUCCAGGGAGUUUUUUGAACUAAAGUCGUUUUCUAUUGGCCAGACACUGAUCAGCUGGUUAUAUUUGCUGCUGUCGCUUUGGCGCUCGGCCAUCCUGAAACAAACCACCUCGAUGACUACUAAUAGCUAAACCACAUUGUGUACUAAUACAUAACAAAUCAUAUUACUACAGAGUGUGGAGCAAAUGAGUUCGUAUUUUGUGAACCCCAGUUUCCCUGUUUCACUGCCUAGUGGCCAGGACUCUUUCCUCGGACAGAUCCCACUUUAUACAACGGGCUAUGAUGCUCUAAGGCACUUUCCAGCUUCCUAUGGGGCAACCACCCUCCAGGAUAAGAGUUACUCUUCACCUUGUUAUUAUCAACAAUCCAAUUCAGUAAUAGCUUGCAAUCGUGCAUCGUAUGAUUAUGGAGCUUCUUGUUUCUACCCUGAAAAGGAUCUAGCCAGUAUCUCGCCAUCCGGUAGUGGAAAGCAUAGACCCCAGGAUGACUUCUUUUCCUCAGACCAACAUUACAAAACAGAUUGUGCGCAAAACAAAAUUUUGAGUGAAGAAGGAAACGACCGGAAGUACAGUACUCCAAUUUAUCCUUGGAUGCAACGAAUGAAUUCAAGUUCCAGUUCUGUAUUUGGGCCUCAUGGGCGUCGAGGACGACAGACCUAUACACGAUUCCAAACACUUGAGCUGGAGAAAGAAUUUCACUUUAACAGAUAUUUAACUAGACGCCGCCGGAUAGAGAUUGCCAACGCACUCUGCCUCACAGAACGUCAGAUAAAGAUCUGGUUCCAGAAUAGGAGAAUGAAAUGGAAAAAGGAAAACAAACUUCUAAACACAACAGAAUCCAACAGCGAAGAAGCAGAAGAUAAAACAGGGGAGUAAGAGCGCAAAUUCAAAGGAAGUUACCCUGGGCCUUUCUGUUUGGUAGUGAGUUACAAUGUGCUCAUUCUGCUAAACAGUUUAGAGAGAGAAAAAAAUAAUCGUAUAUCUGUUUGUUUUCGUUGUUCCUCCUCUUGAGCUUGUGUCUAUGUAUAAUUGGUAGAGGAAUUGUUCAAAUAAUUCGCAUUCCAUAGGAUACAAUAAUUAUACGGUGUAGGAUUAAUUGUUUUAUAAAUGCGAAGUGUGAAUGUU
Hypanus sabinus (Atlantic stingray) is the source of this 2645-nucleotide messenger RNA. RefSeq names its product homeobox protein Hox-A6. NCBI's taxonomy places the organism in Eukaryota, Metazoa, Chordata, Chondrichthyes, Myliobatiformes, Dasyatidae. Gene Ontology annotation, biological process: anterior/posterior pattern specification; regulation of transcription by RNA polymerase II. Bases 1707 to 2396 code for a protein of 229 amino acids. Gene Ontology annotation, molecular function: RNA polymerase II cis-regulatory region sequence-specific DNA binding; DNA-binding transcription factor activity, RNA polymerase II-specific. The transcript has 2 exons. The record is from RefSeq and is a predicted model, not a curated record. Gene Ontology annotation, cellular component: nucleus.